This is a messenger RNA of Bombina bombina (fire-bellied toad), 2080 nucleotides long. RefSeq names its product katanin catalytic subunit A1 like 2 (gene KATNAL2). The transcript is spliced from 16 exons. The coding region runs from base 51 to 1676 and encodes 541 amino acids. NCBI's taxonomy places the organism in Eukaryota, Metazoa, Chordata, Amphibia, Anura, Bombinatoridae. Gene Ontology annotation, molecular function: ATP binding; protein binding; ATP hydrolysis activity. The record is from RefSeq and is a predicted model, not a curated record.
ACCGGUUUGUGUUUUAGCUUUGUCCGAUACUUGCAUUCCGAGCUUGUACCAUGGAGCUCUCAUAUCAGGCAAUAAAGACAGCAAACCAGACACGAGAAGCGGAAGAACUGCGUACAGAAGCACGACGUAAAAACCUCCUCAUACUCAUCAUGCAUUACUUACUGCAGGAAGGGUACAUGGAUUCUGCAAAUGCUCUAGAACAAGAAACCAAGCUUGGUCUGGGGCGUUAUGAAGUUUGUGACAACAUUGAUCUCGAGACCAUUUUAAUGGAAUAUGAAAGCUAUUAUUAUAUCAAAUUUCAGAAAUACCCUAAAGUUACUAAAAAGGCUGUAGAUAAUGAUAACAGACUUCAGUACAAGCCUCACAGUGGAGGAAAACUAAGAAGAACCUGUAGUAACGCAUCUCAAGGUCUUCCAAGAAUUGGACCACAUCGUAUAGUGCAAAGACCAAAGUCUACAUCUAACACGAGAUCGUCAGAGCAUCGUAGAGCACCUCAAAAAGAAAGUCCUAAGCAGGAAAAUGAAUAUAGUAAUUCCUCAGAGGUCUCUGAAUUUGGUCUCAAUGUGUCAUCAAUUAACAAGAGUGGUGAAGGCGGACAACCAAAAAGGGGGCAAAUAAUUGACUUUCGUGGGAUGAUCCAAGAUGCAAUAAAAGGAGCAUCAAAUGAAAUAGCAUUGAAUAGUCUGAGCUGCAACCCUAACCCUUCUGAGAGGUUAAUAAAACCUGUUAGCGCAUUUGUUGGCGCAAACAGCGAGAUGAGAGAACUAGCUGCAGUCAUUAGCCGGGAUAUUUAUCUCCAGAACCCCAAUGUGAGGUGGGACGAUAUCAUAGGGCUUGAUGAAGCAAAGCGACUGGUGAAGGAAGCUGUUGUGUAUCCUAUUAGGUAUCCUCAGCUGUUCACAGGAAUAUUAUCUCCUUGGAAGGGGCUCUUGCUAUAUGGACCACCAGGUACUGGAAAGACAUUACUUGCAAAGGCUGUGGCCACGGAAUGCGACACCACUUUCUUUAACAUUUCAGCCUCUACUAUUGUCAGCAAGUGGAGAGGGGAUUCAGAGAAACUUGUGCGGGUGUUAUUUGAGCUUGCUAGAUAUCAUGCACCCUCCACCAUUUUCCUGGAUGAAUUAGAGUCUGUGAUGAGUCAGAGGGGAACUGGCCCUGGGGGCGAACAUGAGGGCAGCCGACGGAUGAAAACGGAAUUACUGGUGCAGAUGGAUGGCUUGGCCCGAUCUGAUGAUCUUGUGUUUGUUUUAGCUGCUUCCAAUUUGCCAUGGGAGCUAGAUUAUGCCAUGUUGAGACGUUUAGAGAAGAGGAUACUGGUGGACUUGCCCAGUAAAGAAGCGCGGCAGGCAAUGAUCCAACACUGGCUGCCUCCUGUAAGUAACAGCGGAGGAGUGGAGCUAAGAACAGACCUGGAAUACACUAAGCUCGGAGAGGAAACAGAAGGAUAUUCCGGUUCUGACAUAAAAUUGGUGUGCAAAGAGGCAGCAAUGAGACCCGUGAGGAAAAUCUUUAAUGCACUUGAAAAUCACCAACCGGGCAGCAAGGACUUGCCGGUUAUCCGUCUGGACACAGUCACCACAUCUGACUUUAUGGAAGUCAUUGCACACACCAAGCCCUCCGCUAAGAACCUGAUUCAGAAAUAUACCGCUUGGCAGAAGGAAUUUGAGUCUGUGUGAGAGGCUUUGGGGUGUUUAUGGUGGAGCUGCUGCAAGAAUGAAAGAAAAACUGCCAUCUCUUGAGCAAUUACAACCAAAGACUUUUUUUAAUGUUAUUAGAAAGCUAGUAAAUUAUAUUUUUAUAAGAUUAAAUACUAAAAUAUGUUUUUAGUGCUUUGCGCUGGCAGAAAAUGAGGGGGUUGAGCAUUUUCUAGCAGAAUGUUACUGUGAUUACGGAGACAGUCCUGGGGUUAUAAAAAUAUUCAGAAAAUGUCACAAACUAAAGAAUGUUUUCAUGACUGACGGUAAAAUAUCUUCUUUUGCAAAUCAUGUGUUUAUGAGCACUAUUGGAUAUCACUAGGAAACCCCAUACUCCAGUUGUUUUAAAAUAAUGUGAACGUCAAAAUAAAGUUUUAUGGUUCAGA